AUAGCACACACUGCUGCUACUGACCAUUGGUGGUGGAGGGAGUGGAUGCUUGUGGGUGUAGCGCCAAUUGAGCGGGCUGCUUUGCCCUGGAUGGCAUCAAGCUUCUUGAGUGUUCUGGGGGCUGCACUCAUCCAGGCAUGUGGGGAGUAUUCCAUCACACUCCUGACUUGUGCCUUGUAGAUGGUGGACAGGCGUUGAGGAGUCAGGAGGGUGAAUUCCUUGCUGCAGUAUUCCUAUCUUCUGACCUGCUCUUGUAGCCACUGUAUUUAUGUGAUGAGUCCAGUUGAGUUUCUGGUUGAUGAUAACCUCCAGGAUGUUGAUAGUGGGGUAUUCAGUGAUGGUAGCACCAUUGAAUGUCAAGUGCUGGUGAUUAGAUUAUCUGCUAUUGGUGCUGGUCAUAGCCUGGCAUUUGUUUGGCUCAAAUGUCACUUGCCACUUGUCAGCCCAAGCCUGGAUAUUGUCCAGAUCUUGUUGUGUUUGAACAUGGACUGCUUCAGUACCUGAGGAAUCACAAAUGGUGCUGAACAUUGUGCAAUCAUCGACAAACAUCGCUACUUCUGACCUGAGGAUGGAGGGAAGGUCAUUGAUGAAGCAGCUGAAGAUGGUUGGGUCUAGGGCACUAACCUAAGGAAUUCCUGCAGAGAUGUCCUGGAGCUGAGAUGAUUGACCUCCAACAACCACCAUCACCUUCCUAAGUGUCAGGAGCAGCGAUGAAGAGAAAUCUGACCAUGAACAAAUUUCUGCCUUCAGCGCUUCUUAGUCUGGCGUUGGUGGUCUCCUGGUUGGCAGGAAGAGGGGAGCCUGGCUCAGUGGAAGAUGAAGCAAGGGACAACAUUACUAUUUUUACAAGAAUUCUUGACAGACUCUUGGACGGCUAUGACAAUCGGUUGAGACCAGGAUUAGGAGAAAGAAUAACAGAAGUCAAGACAGACAUCUACGUAACAAGUUUUGGGCCUGUAUCAGACACAGACAUGGAAUACACAAUCGAUGUGUUCUUUCGACAAAGUUGGAAAGAUGAAAGACUAAAAUUUAAGGGUCCAAUGAACAUUCUUCGAUUGAACAACCUGAUGGCCAGUAAGAUAUGGACACCAGACACAUUCUUUUAUAAUGGCAAGAAGUCAGUGGCACAUAACAUGACCAUGCCAAACAAACUGCUACGAAUCCAAGAUGAUGGGAAGCUUCUAUACACGAUGAGGCUUACUGUCCAAGCAGAAUGUCCAAUGCAUUUGGAGGAUUUUCCAAUGGAUGCACAUGCUUGUCCCUUGAAAUUUGGGAGCUAUGCAUAUACAAGCACAGAGGUGAAUUACAACUGGACCAAUGAACCAGCAAAAUCUGUGGUCGUUGCAGAAGAUGGCUCUCGUCUGAAUCAGUAUGAUUUACUCGGACAAACUGUGGGUGAAGAGCUUGUCCAGUCUAGUACAGGUGAAUACAAAGUUAUGACAACGUAUUUUCACCUGAAGAGAAAAAUUGGCUACUUUGUGAUCCAGACCUACCUGCCGUGUAUCAUGACUGUCAUUCUUUCACAAGUGUCAUUUUGGUUGAAUAGAGAAUCAGUGCCUGCAAGGACUGUCUUUGGAGUUACAACAGUGCUUACAAUGACAACUCUGAGCAUCAGCGCUCGAAACUCGCUCCCUAAAGUUGCAUAUGCAACUGCCAUGGAUUGGUUUAUUGCUGUCUGCUAUGCCUUUGUGUUCUCUGCAUUAAUAGAAUUUGCCACGGUGAAUUAUUUUACAAAACGAGGCUGGGCUUGGGAUGGCAAAAGUGUUGUGAAUGAUAAGAAGAAAGACAAGGCUUCUGUCAUGAAGAAAAAUAAUGCUUAUGCAGUGGCAGUUGCCAAUUACGCACCAAACAUCACCAAGGACUCAGCACUACCAACAAUUGCAAAGAGUGCAGCUGCAGAGCCAAAAGAAGCCAAACCAGAGACCAAGCCCCAAGAGGCCAAGAAAACAUUUAACAGCGUAAGCAAAAUUGACAGAAUGUCCAGGAUAAUGUUCCCUGUUUUAUUUGGAACUUUCAAUUUAGUGUACUGGGCCACAUAUUUAAACAGAGAAACUGUUGUUAAAGAGAUGAGUGAUGGCGCAGCAAAGUAAUCAUUGAUGCAUUUUAAGGCAAGUGGAAUUUCUAAAGGGUAAGAAUGCCAAAUGCAACCUGUAAUUGCUAAUCUAUGUACUUUGGUAUGUUUAUAGAAAUAAGCCUUUAUUUUGUCAUGAUUCAUACACAGAAGAGUUGCAAAGUCCACAUGAUCCACAACAUGAUUUGGAAAAUGAAUUAUACUGCGAUCUCAAUGAAAGGACAAUUGAAACAAGAUAUUAGGCAUUAGAAGGAUGCGGAAUAAGAUGUGGAAUGGGUUGUGAUGAUGAGUGGGUCAUUUUUGAUUUGAAUACCCGUGGGAUUAACCUGGCAAAACAGACGAUUCAUUCAUUGUAGAUUGCACAACAUUUGCUUCAUGGAAAAUAAUUGAAUGCAAAUAAGGUGUGAUCUAUAGUGGUUGACCAAUCACUACCGGGUUGCCAACUGGCUGUAAAAUUGAAAUUCACCUAAUGGUGAAAACUUGGGUUCAUACAUUCAAAGUUUGUACCACACAACUGUUUGCAAGGUUUUGCAUUGCAGAUACUUAAAAUCAAAAAAGAGUUCAUAUGUUAGCACUUAUUGGUUGAAAAAAAUUAUUAGGUUGCACUUCUGUCAUUUUUUAUUGUAAGACCACAUGCUAUAUGAAAGUGUUGAUGAUUACAGUAGUACUUAGUGAUUUUUAAUUUCUUCAGUCUAGUACACAACUGACAUCGGUUCUAGUGCAAAACUUUUACUUGUAAAAAGAAAUGUUUCUUAUAUACUGCGAGAGAUAAUUAAUGUUUAAAUAAACACAAGAAUUAGGUUUCUCAACAAGAUUUCAUAACACAACUUUAAUGUUUAUUUUAUUGUAUUUCUUCAACAUUUGUUUUGUGCUGCCAUUUUGGUUUUAAUGUUAAAUAUGACGCAUGUGAUUUGGGGAUUUGCAUGAUGAUACUGGUGCUGAGGUCACAGAGCACAUUGUGUGACUUACCCAACAAUGGCAUCAUACAAUGCACAGACAAAGUGCCUCAGUAACCACAUUAACAAAUCUGAAAUCCAUUUUAUCUCCUGAACCAACUUUAACAAUGCAGAACCUUGAGGGAUACAAUAAAGAAAAAUGAACUCAAAGCUGUGUUUGAUAGAUUUUCUUGUAUAAAGUCAACGUUUUGAGUUUUAAAAAAAAAUGCACUGAAGUGCCAUGAUUGCAUAUUGAGGAAAUGAAGACAUUUUCUUCUGGAAUUAUUUAAGGUUCAAUGGGGUAAAUGCAUUUUCUUUUAAAGAUCAUGACUGUAUAUAGUUGUCAAUAUCUUUAAGUAUUUUAAUGAAAUGGACCAAAUGGAUUAAUGUUAGCAACAGCAAGCUGCUCUUAAAUUUUCACAGGAUUUCUUAUUGCUGAUGUAUUUAUUUAAGAUGAGAAAUACCCAAUUUCAACUUGUGCUGGAAUUUGGAGAUGACUAGGCGGAAGCAGGUAGCAAACCAUCUGCACGCCUCCCCUUCCUCCCCAGCCACUCCCAGGAAAUAUUAACUUUAGAGUCUCAUUUGCAGAGGAAAUAAAAUUGCUGCUGAAUAGGAGUCAAAACUGGUGGAAGUUCAGAUUCUGCCAAGGACUCAAGGAAUCUGAUUCAAACAGAAUGGGUGAUGAGAAGACCAGUCAGUCACAAAUUUUUUGUGUGUGUGCUGAGUGUGUGUGUGCGCCUGUAUGUGUGAGAGAGAGUGUGGUUGUGUGUGUUGAGUGUGUGUAAGUGUGUGUGUGUGAGGGAGAGAGAGUGUGGGUGUAUGUGUGCAUGUAUUGUGUGUGUGUGUGUGAAUGUGUGUGUGUGUGGAGUGUUGAGUGUGAGUGUGUGUGUGAGAGAGAGAGUGAGUGAGAGAGUGUGUGUAUGUGUGUGUGCUGAGUGUUGAGUGUGUGUGUGUCUGUGUGUUGUGUGUGUGUGUGUUGACUGUGUGCGAGUGUGGAUGGCUGAGUGUGUGUGUUGAAUAUGUGUGUGAGAGAGAGUGUGUGUUUGUAUGUGCGCUGAGUGUGUGUGUGUUAGGUGUGAGUGUGUGAGUGUUGUGUGUUGGGUGUGAGUGUGUGUGUGUUGGGUAUGCAUGUAGGAGCUGAAAUUUGCCUUGUCAAGAUAAGCCAUAAAGAAUCUUUAAAAACUAAUGGAAUAAUUAGUGACUUACAGCUCCUGUGGGUCGAAUAAUGCUGGUGCCAGAUUCCUCACCAGGAAUAUUUGGACUUCUGUUCCUUGGCUUGCAUUUCAACGCCACACAAGCUCACUUACAGACUUUGCGCUGCCAGAUUUUUCUGACAGGUUGGAUACUGUAUAGAGCUUGGUCUUCCACAGUACAAACUAUAUAUGCAUUGGAUUGUUGCAGUUGUAAUAUUGUGCUGCUAUUAAUCCCCAUUUUUUCAAGGACAAUACCUGAAUUCAGACAAGUAAAAGUUGUGGACUGUGGGCAUACAUCAGGCCUGUAGCACAAGAACAGCUCGACCACCCCGCAAUCCUAAGCAAACACCUCUACAGAUGUGAUAAUGGGAACUGCAGAUGCUGGAGAAUCCAAGAUAAUAAAAUGUGA
Molecule: messenger RNA, 4608 nt
Organism: Stegostoma tigrinum
Lineage: Eukaryota; Metazoa; Chordata; Chondrichthyes; Orectolobiformes; Stegostomatidae
Product: gamma-aminobutyric acid receptor subunit alpha-2
Exons: 10
Coding region: 711-2090 (459 amino acids)
Biological process (GO): synaptic transmission, GABAergic; chloride transport; nervous system process
Cellular component (GO): neuron projection; postsynapse; synapse
Molecular function (GO): GABA-A receptor activity; benzodiazepine receptor activity; inhibitory extracellular ligand-gated monoatomic ion channel activity
Source: RefSeq, a predicted model, not a curated record